This is a messenger RNA of Cryptotermes secundus, 2387 nucleotides long. RefSeq names its product PX domain-containing protein kinase-like protein. Gene Ontology annotation, biological process: early endosome to late endosome transport; protein targeting to lysosome; protein phosphorylation. Gene Ontology annotation, molecular function: protein kinase activity; ATP binding; phosphatidylinositol binding. The transcript is spliced from 10 exons. Bases 120 to 1850 code for a protein of 576 amino acids. Lineage: Eukaryota; Metazoa; Arthropoda; Insecta; Blattodea; Kalotermitidae. The record is from RefSeq and is a predicted model, not a curated record. Gene Ontology annotation, cellular component: extrinsic component of endosome membrane; late endosome; early endosome.
AGGUUCGAGUGCAUUCUGUUUUUAAAAAUGGCGGAAAACUUCACGGGAUGUUAGUUUACUCUGUUAUGGUUGAUAUUAGGUGCACUCAUGUCGUUUCAGGCAAAAGGUUGUAGUACUCAAUGGCUGUGUUUGAGAAGAAACUUCGAAGAAAAGUAUUUUUAGAUGAUACUCAAGUGUUGACAUGUAGUUUUGAGAAUACACAGAACAUCCAGGGACACACGGAGUAUAUCAUACGUGUUCAGCGUGGACCAUUACCAGACAAGACAUGGCACAUAUAUAAGCGAUACAAUGAUUUCGUUUCUCUCCAUAAUUUACUUCAGGUCUCUGGGCUUAACCUCCCUCUUCCUCCAAAGAAACUCAUUGGAAAUAUGGGAAGAGAAUUUAUAGCUGAAAGACAAACCGGGCUUCAGAAUUAUUUAAACUUGGUCCUAAUGAAUCCAAUUUUGGCAUCGUCAUUGCCUGUGAGGAAAUUCCUGGAUCCUGAUAACUAUUCUACACCAUUCCAAGAGGUGGCACUACAGCAUGUAUCAAUGACACUUAGAAGUGAGAUGAAUUAUGAAGUAGUAAAACCUGUGCCAGAAAUUGGAUGGAGGUUGCGGAAACAUUACUUUCUUGUUAAAAGCCGUGUUAAUCCAAAACAAGAAAUGUUGCUGUCAUGGGUAGAGCAUGGACCAGACAAGUAUCUAGAGGACCGUGAUUUACAGGGGGUAUUCAAGAGCAUAUCAAAUCUUCAGCAUCCUUAUAUUGAAAGAAUUGAGUUCCUGAACUGCAAUGAAGUUGGAGGGUUUGUGGUGCGUGAACUGAACAAUGCAGGAAGCUUACGGGAUCUUCUGUGCGCUGCAAAACCAAAGCUGCAGUUCAUGAAGAAAUAUGGCAACCCAAAACAGUACAAACCUCUGUCUCUAAGUGACAUGGCAUGCUUUGGGCGGCAAAUUCUUGAAGUGCUCAGAUUCCUCAGUGAAAAGGGACUUCCUUUUGGUCACCUCCAUACCGGUAAUAUCUUGCUGGAAAAUGGUCACGUGAAGCUCUUGGAUAUCGAGAAUGGUGUUCUGGGUCUGCCAUCUUACUACAGGCCAUAUUUUGUCCAGCAUAAGAAGAUACAUACCCUGGAGGCCAUUGAUGUGUAUUGUUUUGGUCAUGUUCUGUAUGAGAUGGCAUUUGGCCAUCCUCUGCACGAAUCUGUCUGUGAUAUUUUCCCUUCAAGCUGUCCCCCUUUAUUAAAGUCUGUUUUGGAAUCUGUCCUGUCCACUGAAGCAUGUAAAGGUGGAUUGCCAACAAUAGCAGCUCUUCUGACACACCCCUUCUUUAAUAGCACUGAACUAGCAUCCUCACACCAACUCACCAACUCCACACAGUCUGACCGGCCACACCUCAAGUUCUCGUCACAUGUCAAAGAAGCUUUGAAAGUAGCUCAUCAGAAGAUUGAGACACGAUUAAAGGACGAGCAGAAAAUGGUGAGGAAUCAAAAAAGACUUGCCAGAGUUCAGGAGCUUCUUAGUAAUGAGGAAGAGAAGAAGAAGAGAAAGCAAAAGCAGCUUCAGAAGCAACAACAUCAACAGCAGCAGUUAAUACCAAAUGGGAAAUCUCCAGAGCGAUCUGAAAGCCCCAAUAGUACCAGCACUGCUACAUCAGCUGGUACAGUGACCCCACCCUCAGGUUUAAUUGAGUUUUCCCCUCCGCCUCCCCCUUCAGUCCCCUCAACACCAUUGCCAGUGCAGUUGGUGCCAAGUGUAGCAUCUGAACGGACUGCUCUGCUGGGAUCCAUAUGUAAUUUCAACAAGGCAACCCUCCGUAGAACAGAUGCCACAGCAUCAGCCAACAGUUUGCAUCAGGGCCACAUAUUGCCAUGAAUGAGUGUCUCUGAAGUAUACAUUUUUAAACAUGUAUGAAAAAUAUAUCACCAGAGUUUUGCAUUGAAUUUUUAUAUUAGGUGUUAAAUGCAACUUUAAGUGAUUCUACAGCAAAGUAAGGUAAUUCUUCUUUAUGUUUUUAUUACUUGCUGUUUAAGUGUGUGUAAGUGUAAAAUAUUUGUUUUGCAGAGGUUCAUUCUGUUCCAAAAUUCCAUGCCCUGAAAAUUACUUUUUCUUGAGGUAUUAGAUUGAACUGGAGCUUGCAUGAUGAAAUACUCGAGGCUUAUGACAGUUUCUUCAUUAGAAAUACUACGGACGUGAUUUGAGUGAAAAUUCUUAGCAGAUAAAAGUUUGAACUGUAAAAUCAAGCAGCUUCUCAAGAAACUUGUUAACAAUUUUCAAAAUUCAUAAUUAGACAUCUCUAAUUUUAAAAAGCUCCAAUUUUUUAAUCAUCUUGGAGGAUAAAUUAAUUUCUGAAACUUGAUUAGAUGCCUUUUGCAUUUUUAUUGAGAUCUUUAAUUAUAUUAAUUGUGGUAG